UGCAAGUAGCUGCUUGCGUUUUUAAAUUGCCUGGAAAAACUGAUGCUGACGUGAAUGUUAAUUCCUUAAUAAUUGCUUGUCCCUGAGCUCUGUUUACUCAAAUUCUCUUGGAAAAGUUGGGAUUGAGCGUGGCAUUUAGAUUUGAUAGUAAGUAGGCCUAUGUCCAGUUCUACAGGAAACAGACAACAGAUUUUUAGAAGAGUUUAGCCUCCGGUCACAAAUGCGAUCUCGACUAUGAGUGAAACGGAGAGGAAGCGUCCGCUCAUUGCUGGCAGAGAAAAAGGGCCGGGACCUGGUCGAUACGUCCUUCCACCGGCUAUCGGCUUUGUAGGCCACGAUUUUACAAAGUGUACAAGUCCUGCCUACUCCUUCCAUGGCAGGAUGAAUGACAACAUGCAUAGCAUUGAUUCUAGUCCAGGGCCUAAAUAUCAUAUUGAUGCCAAACUGACUCGCUUUGGAAGAGACGGCACUCCUGCCUACUCCAUACAUGGCAGGACAGAAGGUCGAGCAGCAAUCUUCUCCACCCCUGGACCAGGAGCAUACAGUCCCGAGAAAGCUUCUCUGUGCAGCAUCCAUCGCAAUCCGCCGUCCCACACCAUGGGCUACCGCACUCAGUAUCGCUCCGUGGACACCGUACCUGCCCCGAACAAAUACACCCUCCCUUCUCUCAUGGGCUCCAACGUCUUGACCAAAACAUCUAGUGCCAGUUACACCAUCUCUGGAAGAUGCAAAUCUGGGGGUCCAUCUGAGGACUUAUCUAAAACUCCAGGUCCUGGUAGAUAUAACCGCACAGAUCCCAGUGUGUACCUCCCGAGGCAGCCUGCAUUCUCUAUGCUGGGCAGACACGCUGGGGCAAGGGAGUCCACAGUGGAACCAGGUCCUGGAAGUCAUAAUCCGGAAAAAGUGACAAUGCACAAGCCCAGACCUCCUGCUUUCUCUUUAGGAAUCAGGCACUCUGAGUUUGUGACACCUUUAAUAGUAGAUUAGCAAGCUAUAUUUGUACGUAUAGAAUUAUUUGGCUUUAGCUGGAAAAAUGUAAUUGCAUGUUUAAAAAUGUUUGAGAUUUGUCAUAGUCAACGCCGAUGUUCGGAUGGAAAUAUUCAGCAUUCUCACACCAUUCACACUGAAUUUCCAUGACAUUUUGGUCACUCGGAAUUAGUCUGGGGAAAAAAUUCUAAAAAUAAUUUCAGAUCAUACUUACAAAGAACCAUUUCUAGUCAAAAAAAAUAUUUUAGAACUAAGCAUUACUGCAACCAUAAUUUUAAGAUUUUAUAAAUUUCAGACUCUUCAAGUAACUCUGGGGGGGAAAAAUACAAAAAUAACUUUGAAGAGCUCAAAUUGAAAAAAAAAUAAAACAAAACAAAAAAAUACCUAAUAUAUACAAAACAAAAAAAGUCAAUUAAAUAUUUUAGACCUGAUUUUCAUAGCCUUUAGUAUCAUCAGUUUUCACAUAUAAAAGUGAAACUGAAUGCAUAAAAAAAAAAUGUUACUUGUAAUAAAAUAAAUGUGAACUGAAAUAAAAUAAAAAAUAAGAAAAAAAUAUUUCAGCUAGAUGCAAUGUUUCUCAAUUUAAUUAAACUUGUACUAAAAUGACUAAAAAAAAGAU
Molecule: messenger RNA, 1606 nt
Organism: Labeo rohita (rohu)
Lineage: Eukaryota; Metazoa; Chordata; Actinopteri; Cypriniformes; Cyprinidae
Gene: cimap1d
Product: outer dense fiber of sperm tails 3-like 2b
Exons: 4
Coding region: 235-987 (250 amino acids)
Cellular component (GO): cytoskeleton
Source: RefSeq, a predicted model, not a curated record